AAUUAUCGUAGAACAACGAUCUUCAUUGGCAGGUGCUCUUCUUCCUGACCAGAUGACGAUGAUUCCGGUACUCGUACCGGUACAACCACCCCGACGGUACGACAAUAUAUUUCAGAUUCACAAAACAAAAACAAUUAAACACAAAACAAGAAACCAAACAACACCUACACAAUCAAAAUGAAAUUUUCUUCCAUCUUGCUGCUCGCUCUUUCUUCCAUCGCCCCAACGACGGCGUUUCUCCCGGUGCCCCAGGCACACCCCAAUGUUCAACGUGUCCCAACCGCGUCGUCGCCAUCGAGCGUCGUCCUCGAAAUGGGAUCGAAGGCAGCCUCGAAGUGGGAAUCGAAGCAAAAGUGGCUGGAGGGAAGAGGCUUGAGUGCCGAUGCCGCUGUCGGUGACGAUUCUUCCGCUGGUUCCCCCGUAAAUAUUAUCAUUGCCGGUGCACCCGCCAGUGGAAAGGGCACACAAUGCGAAAUCAUCAAGGAAGAGUUUUCCGUCGUCCACUUGUCGACUGGCGAUAUGUUGCGUGCCGCGGUCGCAGCCGGUACCGAUGUCGGUGUCAAAGCCAAGGAAUACAUGGACGGCGGAAAACUCGUUCCCGACGAGGUUAUCAUCGGCAUCAUCCGUGAUCGUCUCGAGGAAGACGACUGCAAGACCCAGGGUUGGUUGCUCGAUGGAUUCCCAAGAACCGCGGCCCAGGCCGAGGCCCUUGCCGAAGCUGGCUGCACAGCCGACUGCUUCCUGUUCUUGGACGUUCCCGACGAAAUYCUUGUCGAGCGUGUCGUAGGACGCAGAACGGACCCCGAGACCGGAAAGAUCUACCACAUGACAUUUUCUCCUCCCCCCGCCGACGACGAAGAACUCAUUGCCCGAUUGGAACACCGCAGUGACGAUACCGAAGAAAAGGUUGUCGUUCGUCUCGAACAAUUCCACACCAACGUUGCUGCCGUCAAGGGUUCGUACGAAGACAUCAUGGUCUCCAUCGACGGAAACCGUGCACCGGCUGACGUCUCCAAGGACAUCACGGAAUCCAUCAAUGCUGCCCUUGCAAAGCGCGCCUAAAUAUUCAGAAAGGUAGACUUCUAUCRGUCUGUAUCAGAUACYAUUGGGAUUGAAUUUGACUGCUCUUUUUAUUCCGAUGACACGGCUUUUUGUCAACGGCGACGAAGGCUCCUUCACUCUGCAUCUUUCAUGUGAUGCGAUUUUAAAAUUUAACAUGGCACGCCAAAAGAAAUUUGCUGGCGAAGAUAGACUUGUUUUCAAAGAUAUUAGUUUAUUCUAAGUUUCGUAGAAUCUUUAGGUACUCGUAUUCACCACAACGCAAGUUGGUUUCGGACAAGAUUAAACUAAAUCAGUCAGCCGUACUUUACCCAAGUAACAAUGUCCAACUAAUGCCACGAAUCGUCGGUCCGAUGCGCAUCGACAUGGAUGUUCGYAGUUUUCUUCGCAGCAAAACCAAGCUGUCUUAGUUUUCCUUUCGUUUUAUGCGUCUGCGGYUGGCACGAACGACGUUUCGGCGAUUCACGGGUUGUAGAUUUCACCAUUCCUUCCGUACCAAUCCAGGACCUCCUUGCACUCCUCGCGCAAUACGUCCCUGACGACCCUGCACCCGGCGUCUUCCAGGGCGUCGUACGAUUGCGGAUCAAAGACGGGGCCCUCRGAAAAGCCAAUCGCCUCGGCAUCGUCUUUGGUUGCACCGCAAACAAGCUUCGAGACCCCCGACCACAUGGUCGCACCGAGGCACUGGCAGCAGGGAGCGCACGACGUAUACAGGUGGUAUUCCUUGCCGGCUUUUGAUCCCGCGGACGAGAAGGAAAAAUUGCCA
Messenger RNA from Pseudo-nitzschia multistriata, 1825 nucleotides. Lineage: Eukaryota; Bacillariophyta; Bacillariophyceae; Bacillariales; Bacillariaceae. The record is from the annotation of a GenBank genome assembly.